Messenger RNA from Cololabis saira (Pacific saury), 1088 nucleotides. It is a transcript of the gene bcl2l1, whose product is annotated as BCL2 like 1. Bases 312 to 974 code for a protein of 220 amino acids. The record is from RefSeq and is a predicted model, not a curated record. NCBI's taxonomy places the organism in Eukaryota, Metazoa, Chordata, Actinopteri, Beloniformes, Belonidae. The transcript has 3 exons. Gene Ontology annotation, cellular component: mitochondrial outer membrane. Gene Ontology annotation, molecular function: protein homodimerization activity; protein heterodimerization activity. Gene Ontology annotation, biological process: negative regulation of intrinsic apoptotic signaling pathway; extrinsic apoptotic signaling pathway in absence of ligand; intrinsic apoptotic signaling pathway in response to DNA damage.
ACACACGCUGCUGCUGCUCCACGAGUGUUCCUGCAUCCUCCCCGUGACAGAAGCAGCUCUGACUGACUCGCUCCGAUCCUCCUUUUGUUACGAAGACAAACCCGGAGAUAAAGAAGAUAAACUUUAACCAAAAAACCGAGAACAGAAACAGAAACGCUGGUUCUGCUGGGCUUGAGCUGCUGCUGCUGCUGCAGGUCUGGACUUGACCCCCCUAGCAUGGUGGUCUGAGGAGGAGGAGGGGGGACCGGCUGGACUUCAGCGACUCAGAGCGACCCGGAGGAACCCACGGAGGAACCGACCCGGGAGCCGACAUGUCUGUGAACCGGGACCUGGUGGUGUUUUACAUCAAGUACAAGCUAGCGCAGCGGAGCUACCCGCUCAACCACAUCGUGUUCAACGAGGCCCCCGGCCGGACGGAGCCGGCAGAGACUCCUCACGCCAACGGGACCUUUAACGGGACCAGUCCCGGCACCCCGCCGUUAGCGCCGCCCGCGGCGGCGGCGGCGGAGAACCUGGAUGCGGUGAAGGAGGCGCUGCGCGACACGGCUAACGAGUUCGAGCUGCGCUACGCCCAGGCCUUCUGCGACCUGCACAGCCAGCUGCACAUCACGCCGGCCACCGCCUACCACAGCUUCGAGAGCGUCAUGGACGAGGUGUUCCGGGACGGCGUGAACUGGGGCCGCAUCGUGGCCAUCUUCACCUUCGGGGGGGCGCUGUGCGUGGAGUGUGUGGAGAAGGAGAUGAGCCCGCUGGUGGGACGCAUCGUGGAGUGGAUGACCGUCUACCUGGACAACCAGAUCCAGCCCUGGAUCCAGAGCCAGGGAGGCUGGGACCGCUUCGCCCAGGUGUUCGGCCAGGACGCGGUGGCGGAGAGCCGGCGGUCCCAGGAGAGCUUCAGGAAGUGGCUGCUGGUGGGGGCCACGGUGGUGACGGGGGUGGUGGUGGGCUCGCUGUUCGCCCAGAAGCGCCUGUGAGGGCCCUAGGCCCCGCCCCCUGGGGCUAGGCCCCGCCUCCGGGGCUAGGCCCCGCCCCCUGGCCAGGCCACGCCCCCGGACCAAGCUCCGCCCCUGCUCAUCUGAACUGCUGAU